CCGUGGUGGUGGGUGGACGGUCGUGUUGCUCCAGCGCUUCUCCUCACCUACCCAAUUAACGGGAGUUUACCACCUGUCCAAUCUCGUCCCGCAUCAGCAAGCUUAUCUCCUGGUCACCGCCUCAUGAUUCACGGACAUAAUGACCAUAAUGACGUGGGUAACCCGUCAUGAACUUAUAGAUCAGAGUGAACAGAUCUGUGGCGUGUAGUGCAGGCGUGUGUGAGACUCGGUAUUAACAGUAAGUCUCUAGGAGGUGUGGGAACCAUGAUUCCUGGAGCAAAGAGACUCAGACUGGACUACUCGGUGGACGUGAGCCUGAGGGAGUCAGUGGAUACAAACAACAACAACAACUACAGUGCCAGUAACAAAAACAAUGGUGGUACCAACAUCCACCCUGGUGGUGGUGGUGACAAAGACGGUCAUGAUCUCAGCACCAGUAGAAACUCCGUCAACAACAACAGCUGUCAGAGUGUAAACAGCAGGAGGGCUGGAGCCUCUGGGGUGAAGUACCAGCUACGUCCGAGGUCUCUUAAGGCAAGACAUUUCUACGACAGUGACUGGAACUUCCAGGACACACUGAGACAUAAGCCACGGCCGCCGCCACUCUCCAGGUACCGCAGGAAGACGGCCAACGCUCGGGAGAGGUACCGCAUGCGGCAGAUCAACACAGCCUUCGACAGCCUGCGGGGUGUGUUACCGUCGUGGGUGUGUAGUCGACGAGAAGCCUCCGACAUGACCAAGAUCACCACACUGAAACUCGCCUCCGCCUACAUCAGGUCCCUACAGGACAUCCUGGACGGUAACGCCCACCAGGACACCUGCUCCUGGGUCCUCUCCAGCAUCCUAGAUGAAGCCUCCUCCAGCCCCCAGCAGCCCCAGCCCGUCCACUACAACCCCAGCAUCACCCCUAGCAAGACCCACCAGCCCCCAGCACACACCACCACGGACUCGGAGCUGGUGUCUCUCCUGUGUGGUGCCUCGGACUCCAGCGUCUUCCAGGACAACAUGGACUCGUCGUACCUGUCACCUGCAGGUGACACUGACACCAUCAACCUCUUGUUAGGCUACGACCCGCCUCGCCCCUGGCCGCCACAACAACACACACAGCUAGCAACCUGAUGUUACACUCUGUAGGGCCUCGUCUCUGACCUGUUCAGCAUUUACCUGUAGGCAGACACUAGAGAAAACCUUUAUUUGUAGUGAUUUAGUCGUCGACCUUUUCCAGAUCAUUUAACUGAACUGCUCCUUAACCCCGGUGGAUGACAAAUGUAUCAGAGUAUCUUAAACUACUUACCAGCGUCAGAUCACCAUAGUUCCUCCUUAUUGUAAAUAUUAUCUGUAUUCUGAAUCAUCGUCAAGUCUUGUUAACAUUAUAGUAACUCAUUCACUCCAGAAAUAAAUUACGUAAUGAUUCUUAUAACAUUAACGUAGAACUUUCAACUGCUGGCCUCACUUCUCCAUAACAAUUCUCCAUUAAGAACUUUCUCAAAUCAGUGAACAUUUCUCACCUUGUUCUUUAGGAUUAUAUAAAUCUUUAAUUAUCAUACGACCAACUGUGACGUUAGUAAAGGCUUAAAGCUUUUAACAUUGGACCUAAAGCUUUCAGGGAACCUCCACCGAGACACUAAGCUUAAGUAACACUGCACUUUUCUUCUCUCCAGUUACAUAAUUUCUUGAUGGAGGUUCUCUGAGCUGUGGAACAAAUUGGUGAUCUCUGGUGAUAAUUGAUUUUGUUCAAGUUGUUCUGUAGAUAACUCACAGUGAUGGAGUGUAUCUGAGGUCUUCCACAGCCUCACCCUUCAUCCUCUUCACCCUCACCCCCACCCCUUCC
Homarus americanus (American lobster) is the source of this 1831-nucleotide messenger RNA. Its product is annotated as neurogenin-2-like. The transcript is spliced from 2 exons. Gene Ontology annotation, molecular function: protein dimerization activity. Lineage: Eukaryota; Metazoa; Arthropoda; Malacostraca; Decapoda; Nephropidae. The record is from RefSeq and is a predicted model, not a curated record. The coding region runs from base 265 to 1119 and encodes 284 amino acids.